Molecule: messenger RNA, 6596 nt
Organism: Brienomyrus brachyistius
Lineage: Eukaryota; Metazoa; Chordata; Actinopteri; Osteoglossiformes; Mormyridae
Product: proline-rich transmembrane protein 3
Exons: 5
Coding region: 1424-4639 (1071 amino acids)
Source: RefSeq, a predicted model, not a curated record
GGUUCAAUAUUUCCGGGAGCACCAGUGUACAAUUUCACCCAGAAGUGCCCUGUCCAUUCUUCAGUUGCUAUUCAAGCCUACAAUGCAGAAUUCAGUUUUUUUCAGCUAGGUGACAUCAUGCCAGCACAUGAAAAGGAGGGGGGGUGAGGGACUCCAUUCAUUUCUUAUUCGUCUAUGAUUCAAGAGAUAGAAACCUAAGAACACGGGAUACUGCCUGAAGGAGGCACAAUAAUUAGGAGGCACAAAAAUAUAUACGAGUAUUUCAUCAAGGUGUAGCUGGACCGAUCCGCUUCCUAUCGCCUUUUCGGGGCCGCCCGUUAUGUAACGUGGCAUCGCAGCUCCCCGUCGAUGUAAAGGCGCAUCAGUUAAGCCGCACAGUUAGCGGUAACCUUAAUACGGGUCUGUAUGUGAGAGAGAGAGUGAGAGAGAGAGAGUGACAAGCAAAAGGAGAGGGAAGGGAGUCGCUUAGGGGUUGGAGUAACCUCGCCGAUCGUAGCGCAGAUCCCAGUCGCGACGUGACAGGGAUUGGUUUUGCGGGCAUCGAAAGCAAAACCUCCGCGCCUUCGUACAUACAAAGAAAUGGAGUGGAUUGCAAUUAGAUACCAAGAAGAUAGAAUGACAAUUUGAUAAUUGUGGUUUCCUUUUUUUCUUUUACCUAGAAGAGCUGAAAAACGCGAGGAUACUGUCGGUUAUUUUUCUGCAUAGAAGGCAAUUUUCCGUCAUGCCCAUGAGGGAUAUCACUUACAGCCUCUUUUAUUUCGCUAAGGAGACCUGUUUUCAAAAUAAAACUAAAUCAUACCCGUACAACAGAGGAUCGCGGAUAGGCUAAUCUAAGGUGAACAGCUCGGGUGUGUUUUUGUACUUUGGACUUAAUGACAUUGGUUUCUGGGCCAGCGCACUGCAUGGCCGCGGGACUGUAUUAGGAGGGAGAUACCCGGCUUAAACACGGAGGAGUGUGUUGAUAGGUGGGUGUGUGUGAGGCGAGAUCUUUAGUAAAACUGGUGGGGUUUAGUCUCGAGUGCUGGCACAUGUGCGUUGCUCAACAAAGUCUUGCAGGGGAUCUGGAUCCACCUGUUUUUCAUCAUCUCCAAGGCGCAGCGGCAGCAGCAGCAUGAAGAUGUGGGCGAUUUCAGCGCUCAAAGAAUCACCACACUCCCGCUGCCAUCAUUAUUAUGACUGAAAAAUUAAAUUCCCUCUAUCAAUAAACCAGUAAGAAAUUGCGAGAUCAUACAAACACGUCGAUAAACAUUUUCAGUGGUUGAAUGGUGAGCACAAGGCAGAUACAUCUAUUGUGCGAAGUGGAAUAAAAGGAUAAAGAAAACUUUCAAGGUCUAUGUAAUAAGGGCACUGGGUGAGGAUGCUGUGGGAGAUACAGGAGGAGGCUAAGUGAAAGCCUGCCUUUGGUAGCACCACCCAUCCAGUGAUGGCGCCACCCUUUGCUCUGUUCCUGCUGCUCGCCUUGGUCCAGCGCACUCUGUGCCAUGUGACGGUCACAUCGUCUCGUGACUCCGGCUUCAGUCCGCCACCAGGGUCACUUCCGUCAUCACUCGAGCCAUCCCAGCUUGCAGCGGCAUCUCCACCCUCCGUGGGCUUGGCAAGGUUGCCCACGGGGGAGCCAGCUCAAAGGUCAUCUGGGGCCGAUGUCCUCCAGCAGGGUGCUGACGAAGAGCUGGACGUACAUCAGGAAAGCAGGAGCACGGAGGAGGACCUGGGGUCUAGGAAAAGACAUCCUGAUGGUGCCUCUUCUGCAGGGCCUGAGAGGAAGCUGGCCUAUGGGGCUGGACCUGACAGGGAUAAUCUGGAUGGUCCUCCAGCCUUCAAACAGAAGCAGAUUCAAGAGGUGACUGGUGUUACAGUGGCAACACACAAGGGCACUCUGGUGGAGACUCAUGUUUCUCCAUUACCCAGUGGCCACUUGGAUAGCAGGCACAGAUGGAGUGUCGCACUCAGCACACCAGCUUCUCCGGUGUUGACCCCUAAAAGCCCCAACAGUGGUACAAACCAGGUUCGGACAAGUUCUGCUAGCAAUGCAUCACCUAGAGCCACAAAAGCCCCAAAACACAAGCAGGACAAUUCUGCAAUGGUGCAAGUCCUCACGGUAAACCCCUUCCAUAGUCCAGACCAAAGCUACCGCCCCAAACUCACAGUUGCUGCUGUGGUAGGGGAAGAACAAAUGGGAACCGGGAAGGUACUGGGGCAACCAGAGUAUAACGCUGGAGUGGAUGAUUGGCUGAUUGCUGGGUCAGGUGACCUGCCCUCAGCCAUAGGCAGGGAGGAGAGUUCCUCUGCAUCCCCUUCAGUCAAGAGUGACACGCUGGCAAACGUUCAGCCAGAAGCCCGGGCUACUGCUGGAUUUACCUCUGUGACUGAGGCGCCCACAAGUUCCACAGUCAUUCAGGUUCCACAGCUGAGGCCCACCACUGUAUCGCUGGCCAAUCCAAAGUCCCGGACAGGGUCAGCUGACCCUCAGACCACCACAUCAAUCUCAAGAGAGACUCGAAAACCACUCAUCGUGAGCAAAGUUGGGUUAGAAAAAGCUAAGUUAGUGAUGCAGACCCCCACCAGUGUCACCCUGCCGGAUCGUAAAUCUACAACUUUGAUGAGUGCAACUAAUCAAUCGACAAAGACAGUCGUCACAGAGCUGACCACCCGCACAAGUUCCACGCCCCUGUCCCCGACCGGCCAAGGGUCCGACCCAAAGGCAGGCCGCAUGCUGGAGAAGAACGUGUCCAUCCUACUCGGACACGCCCCCACACUCCUCAGCAGUCCUACCCCCUCCCCCAGCCCCCUGGACCCAUGUGUGUCGGGGCGGGGCCCCUGCCUGUCCCCGACUCCCCACAACGGCACGCUGCUGCUGUGGGCUGACCUGCAGCGCAAACUGUCCUUCGCUUGGGAGCUACACGUUUAUGGCACUGCGGUGCUAUUCCUGCUGCUGGCAGCGGGGGCGCUAGUGGGCCUGUUUCUGUCACCGGGCCUGUACUGUCCCCACCGGGGCUGCCUGGCCCUGGCCAAUGCGCUGCUGCUGCUGGCGGGCACCCUGCGGGCCGUCCUCUUUUUCCUGGACCCGUACGGCACCAGUGAGGUGCUGCCCCGCACAGGCGUCACCGCGCUCUACAACCUGCCUCUGCCGCCGCUGAUCUGGGCGCAGGCGUCGCUGGUCCUGCUGACGCUGCGGGCAGCAGGCCAGAUGGGUCUGCUGCCUCUAGGCCUGCAGCGCCCCCCACUGGCGGCGGUGCUGGCCGUGGUGCACUGUACGGUGCUGCUGGCGGCCGACCUGCUGUCGGCAGCGCUGUCCCCUGCUGUGCCAGCAGUGCUGCAGCUGCUCUCGCUCAGCUGGGGGCUGCUGUUGUGCCUGGGCUCCCUGUUCUACGCCUUCCCCCAGCUACUGCGACCUCCGGCCCCUCCCCUGGAUGAGCCUGUGGCCCGGGCGGGCUGGCAGCCGGAGGGACUGUGGUCGCUGCGCAUCUUGGGCCGGGUGAUGGUGGUGUGCACUUGCUUGGGGGCUUUGUGCUGUGGCCUGCAUGCCUACGCUACCUUCUGGCUCUACGGGUGGCUGGGCCACUGGCGCUCCUUCAGCUGGGCUUGGUGGCUCGUUCAGUUCUGGGCCCGGCUCCUGGAGCUGGCCUGGUCCGCCUUCAUGCUGCUGCUGGCCUCCUGGGUCUUCUGGAGGCCCCGGGACCGAGACGCAUGCCCAGCCAACGUGGCGGCGGGAGUAGAAGCGCCAUCUUCCUCGUGCUCGUCCUCCUCGACACAGAGGCACCCUUGCUGGGCCAAGAUUGUGCAGAGCCUCCGGGGCCGGCCCUGCAGGAAGUCCGACAGCGGGGGAGCGGGCGAGGUGCCCAACAACUGGGCGGGCCAGGAGCGGCCCGGCGCCGACAUCAGCAAGAGCCUGAUCCGCAACCGCGACCAGGCCCCCGGCUCACGCAGCGUGAAGGACAGUAACCGCGGGCGCAACCAAAAGGGCGGCACCGGCGACGGCUCCACAGGCUCCCUGCUGCGACUGCAGUCUCUGGGCCGCACGCCCCGGCGCUCCCUCAGCAGCAGCCUGGAGCGUGAGAAGGACUGGGUCCAGGAGAAGGAAUCCAUCCUGUCCCUCACCGACUUUGACCUGCGACCCCCCUCCCCCAUCGACCUGAGCCGCAGCAUCGACGAGGCUCUGCACCGCGAGCACCUGCUGCGGGGGGAGGGCUUCUUUCGGGGGCUGUCGCCCCCCUCCGCCACAUCCCCCGGCCCCCACCGUCACGCCCUGACCUCCUGGCCCCGCCGCAGCAGCGACCCCCAGGUGAAUCUAUCGCAGAGCUGCAGCCGGGAAGAACAGUCAGCGGAUGGGGGUGGUGCGACUGAAAGGCAGGCGGCCGCCCCAUCGACGCCCACGCUGCAAAGCUGCACGUCAGAGCAGGACAAGGACGCCAUCCAGAGGGUUCCCACCUCUGCGUCCUGCCCCGUCUCCUUCCGCCCCCACAGAGGACCAGGUCGACUGCGUGGCUCAGGGGGGGACGACACCAAGCCCUUCGUGACUCCAGACUCGGAGCCUGAAGGAGGGCCAGCUGGCAUGAGCCAGGGGGCCAGUAGGGGCCUGCUGGAGGUCAGCCGGCAGGACGACUCGGCCAGCAUGAGCAGCGAGAUCAUCGACCUGUGAAAUCCCCAAAGACAUCUUCGCACCGAGCGGAUCCAGCGUGGGACCAGCUGAUUGCUGGCCGGCGUACGUACUGACCGAGCAUUUUAACAGGCUGAUUUGAGACAUAAAGGUGUGUCACCCAGCGAGCUACGACAUCACAGGGAUGCUAGUCAGGGAUGAACAGUGGACAGCCAGUUGUGGGAAAUGGGGAGGGCUGCGCUGCACUGCACUACACUGAACUGCACCUAACUCUACUGCCCCGGGAUGGACUGAAGACACUUCGCAGCGUGUAACACCCUGCUGACUUUUAAGGAGUUUAAGUGUCUUUAAGUUUGGCUCGCUGCCCUGGACAGAGUGACAGGCACCAGGCCAGAGUGUGAAUGAUACGGAGGCGUGUUCACACGCCUAAACCCGACAGGACGGCGUCACGGUGGCUCAGGACCCAGACUUCUAACCUAACUGUGAAUGUCUUUGGGAGGAGACCUGGCCAAAGCAGCCACAGUACUGGAUCUGAGGAGGAUCCCUGCUCAGCAAAGAUCUGCAGGACCUGGCUGAGGUCGAAUCAUGUCAGUGUAUUACAUUGUAUUACAGGGUAAAAUGUACAUCUAUAUGCCAUUUAAGUGGACCUCCUUAAGUGAGAAUAACUAUUUAAUAACACCAACACUUGAAUAGUGGAUUUGUUUUCACCUGCAUUAUUACACAGAUCCUUGUCAUUGGCGGCUUUCAUUAUUUGCAGGGUUAGAUCUUUGUAUAUUAUGAACAUGGCUGUCUGAGGUGACUAUAUCAUGUCAGAGCCCUCUGUCUGCAAACCCCAAGACUCUUCCUCCUGAAUUUUUGGUGGUAUAGAUGUGUCAUAAGAAGUGACGUGGGAUGGUCACGAGUCACAAGUGUGCCCUUUGCACCAAAGACCCCGCUCAAUACCUACGACUGAAGGCACCUUCAAAGGGAGCACCGGGGCCCAGUAUGGUUUUGUACAAAGACCCCAGGAACAUAUAGCACUGAUGUGCCUUCAGGCGUUUGACAGUGUGACAAUCUGAGAGAAACCAAGAGAGGAUUGUCAUGGACUGAUGUAACGUAAAGCAGUCGUUAAAAUUUGCACUACCAGUUGAAACUGUGUCAUUAAAUUUUGUUAUAUGCAGUAAAAUACCACCAUGAAAAAACUGCAGUGCUCAGCGCUGAAAAGAAUAUGUACAUAAAGUGCGUGAAGAGAUCCGUUCAUCUCAUGACACAAAGCACUGCUUCUUUCAGUUUACGAUCCAUCCCAUAGGUACACGGCACGUCGUUCCGCAACACGGUUUUCUUAGAGACAAAGGCCUUAAAAGUACGGCUGCAUUUCAAUACUGAUACUGGAUCAUACUUUCCAAUGUCCACUUGAUAAUGAUCACAGUGAAUCCGUCACAUAUGCCUGCAUUCAAAGGUGGGUGUAUGUAUGUUGACAUACAUAUACAGCACAGCUCUCUCAGCUUAAAAACAUCAUAAUAUUGACAGAAAAGGGACAAUAAUGUGUAAGAUGGAAGAUACUGCUGUAGAUGUGGAUUAUUUUUUGAGAAGCCUGCGAUAUCAGUACAUCGAUGUGCUCUGGUAAUACAGCUUUAAGGAACCGUGAGGUUUUCUUGUGACGGCCUAGGAAAGUCGGGUCGUGGGACGCAUUUGAUAUAGUGAAAUUCAUCUUUCAGUUAUGAUUCUUUAGUGCAGCAUUCCCAAUCUCGACCACUUGGUACAAACUCCCCUUCCCAUCUUGCCUGCAAUGUUCGUCUGGGCCGAAGGUCCAUGUAACGUCCCAGCAGUGGGAUACUUUUGUUCGUGCAGUACUGUGAUCUUGAUUUGGUAUUCGUUUGCUCAUGCCUGGUCAAGUGCCGUUCCAGUGUUGUUUUCAGCACUAUGAUCCAUCUCACUCCGGAAUUCUCUUCUUUCCCAGUUUGAUCUUCAUGUCAGAGAUUCAUAUCAGAUUUUAAAUAAAUGUAUGAAAUUUAAAACC